This is a messenger RNA of Anthonomus grandis grandis, 1139 nucleotides long. RefSeq lists its product as uncharacterized. The transcript has 3 exons. Gene Ontology annotation, molecular function: catalytic activity. The record is from RefSeq and is a predicted model, not a curated record. Lineage: Eukaryota; Metazoa; Arthropoda; Insecta; Coleoptera; Curculionidae. Bases 15 to 1139 code for a protein of 374 amino acids.
GAGAACUUCCAAACAUGUCUCCUUCUGAAGCAGUCAUUACUAUUAACCUUGAGGAGGAAACCAAAAAUGGAGAUGAUGAAGGUUUCAAGUUGGUUUCAUACAAAAAAAGGAACCACAACAGAAGACCCAGUCCCAUAAAAGAUGUAGAGGUACUCCUCAAUGAUGUAUCAGCAGAUUGUUUAUGCAUUAACGAACAUUGGCUAGUACCAAACGAGCUUUACUCAAUAACUAUCAAAAACUACCAAAUGGUUUCAGGCUUCUCCAGGUCGGUGAUGACUCAUGGCGGUGUAAGUAUAUAUAUUAAAGAACCCCUAUCAUCUGUCUCAUUAAAUCUUGAGAAUUUAUCUAUUAAAAAACACUGUGAGGUAACAGGCAUUCUGUUAGAUAUACAUGACAUGCAGCUUGUCACUGUGUAUCGUACUCCUGAUGGCGACUUUGAUCAGUUUUUCAGUGCAAUGGUAAAAGCUUUUAAAAAACUAGAUGUUGACAAGCCUCUCAUUAUAACGGGUGACUUUAAUGUGCAUUUCGGUAAAAGGGAUAUUAGGGCAUUGGAGCUUUGCAAUUUCUUUAGGUCAUUUAAUCUGAGAAAAUCGGUAAGGUUUAAUACACUCGGUAACAAUUGUCUUGAUAAUGUUUUUACUAAUAUUGAUUGCUCAUUACUUACGUCUGAACCUGUUGAUCUAACUCACACCUCAGAUCAUAAGGGCAUAUUAUUUAAAUGUCAAGUGGCUCGCACAAACUUUAAAACUCGGAUAAACUACAGACCUAUUACUGAUGUAGGAUUGUCUACUUUAUGUAACACUAUGUCCUCUCUAGACUUUGAUAUUAUUGAUAAUAUGUCUCUAAAUGUGGAUUUGCGCUUUCAACUGUUUAUUGAUUCUAUAAAUGAUGCAAUUAAAUUUUCUUUUCCUGAAAAAUCAAGACUACUUGGGCAUGAUAAAUCUCCUAGGGUGGUGAAUUGGUUUGAUGGUAACUUGAGAGAUAUGCGGGAGAGGCUAAGGUUCCUUGUAUCAUUACAUAAAAGAGACCCCAUUCUCGUGCCAAAAGAAAUGUUAUCUGAUUAUAGGAAAAGGUAUAGACAUGCAAUUAAAAAUGCUAAAAUUAAAUCAAAUGAUGAUUUUAUUAUGAAUUCAAGGUAA